Triplophysa rosa is the source of this 1933-nucleotide messenger RNA. RefSeq lists its product as uncharacterized. The transcript is spliced from 16 exons. The coding region runs from base 1 to 1227 and encodes 408 amino acids. NCBI's taxonomy places the organism in Eukaryota, Metazoa, Chordata, Actinopteri, Cypriniformes, Nemacheilidae. The record is from RefSeq and is a predicted model, not a curated record.
AUGAAGCUUUUGGCCAUCAUAAGCUUGACCGCAUUUCUCUGUUAUGGUGUUCAGAGUUCUGGCUUAUCAGAAAGAGAGUUAAAUAAACGAAUAGUCAACUCUGGGAUUGCGGUCUUUAUAGACUUCUUGGAUAAAGUCAAAAAUGCUACCGAGAAAAUAGUCAAAGAUGAACACUUUAAAAAAUCAAGGAUUGUGGUCCAAGAACACUUGAAAGACUUAAGACAGACUGCAAAACAAAUCUCUGAGGAAGCUAAAGAUGAUUCUCAACGCGUAAAGCGCAUAAUGCUUGCAGUCUCUGCGGCUGUUUCGAGUGGAACAAUGAUCAGGGAGAUUGCUGGCAAAUAUUUCCAUCCAUUUAUGAACGUUUACCGUGAGAACUUCAAAACAGAGACCAUGACUGGGAUCUGGAGAGAAGUGGAGUCGGAAUACCUUAAAGGAGCUCCUCCUAUCAACAAUAAACCCAUGGGUUUCUUGAGUUACCUUUUAGCCAAAAUGGUGGUGAGAUCCGGGCUGGUGAAUGCACUUAAAGGUGGGGUGGAUAUUGCUUUGGAAGUUGGAAAAAUAGAUCUCAACCAACUUCAUGAAGAAGCGCAGAUGUUUAUAAAUCACAUCCGUGAGAAAGCUAUUGAAAUUUCAGCCUGGGAAAGGCAAAAAGAGACGAAUGAUUUUCUUGCAUCACUAAGAACUGCAUCUGGACUGACAGUAUAUUAUUGGGAUCAACUUUUGGAACACACCGAACGUUUGUCCUUCCAAGAGAAACACUAUGACUCUAUGAAACGAUGGGGGGAGCUUACGAUGCUGAGAAACGCAAGUGAAAAGUAUCACGUGCUAAUAAACCCUGAAACAAGGGAUGACAUUUUGAAUUGGAUUGACAAAACUUUUGGUAAAUUUUCCGAAGCCAUGGCCCUGAAAUACUAUACAGUGGGAAAUGAGGUUUUUGGUUCCGACCGAUUCAAUCAAUCCAAUUGGGCCAUUCUUAAGAUCGCUACUGUUUACGGUCUCCCUGUUUAUGAAAAACUGACUGAAAGUGGUUUUGGGAUUUCAGAGCUCAACAGUUUGCUUAACAGAGUGGAUCUUGCAAUUAUAAUUCUAGAAGGAAAUGAUGAGUCUUCUUUAAGACAGACGUUUACAGAGCAUCUAACUCUUAAUAUUAUGUUAGUGAUUACUUACUUCGCUGAAAAGGAGAAAGAAAAGGGAAUAGAUGAAACAUUACUGCCUUUUAUGUAAGAGUGUAUAUAAUAUAUCACAUUGUUUUUUUUAACCAGUGAAUAAGCAAAUCACUUGUUUUAUCUGUGAAGAAUGGCUGGUUGCAUGUUCUUGAUAUUUUUGUCUACUACAGACUGAUCAGGAACACGGUAUUAGAAGCUUGGGACAGUUUCCCACGUUUUAGAUUCAUGUUCAAUGACAACUCUGAAUUACAGCGAACUGAAAGGGAUUGGAACCAUGCGAGGACCAUCUUCAUUAAUGAGUUAAUAAAAAGUGGAGAAUUUACCGAAGAGGAACUUGAAGAAGCUCAAAUGAACUUUAUCAAUGACACUCGUGGGACAAUAGAGAAAGUGAUGAAAUAUGCUGACAUGGCUGAACGGUUCGAUGAAAGGAUGGAUUUGUCGAUUUUAACCAUCAAAACACUGAUGCACUAUAUAAUGUUUCUAUUUCUCAAAAACUGGGACGAGUUGGUGGAGUAAUUGUUUCUUCGGACAGUACCAGCAAUAUAUUAACAGUACAGCAUUUAACAAACAUUUGGAAACAUGUUGUGUAGUGAGAGCAUAACAAUAAGCAACAUUUUGAUCAAUGCUUUGACAGAAGUUCUAAUAAAAGUGAUAGUCUCAAAUUGUGAGAGUAUGAAAUAAUAAAGCAUCUUUUUUAUAAUCUGGAAUCCUGAUAUGUAACAAUGACUAUUGAAUUGUUUCGUUGUAUUCCUCAAUAAAAAGUU